Molecule: messenger RNA, 3797 nt
Organism: Danio aesculapii
Lineage: Eukaryota; Metazoa; Chordata; Actinopteri; Cypriniformes; Danionidae
Gene: traf5
Product: Tnf receptor-associated factor 5
Exons: 11
Coding region: 110-1741 (543 amino acids)
Biological process (GO): tumor necrosis factor-mediated signaling pathway; protein K63-linked ubiquitination; regulation of canonical NF-kappaB signal transduction
Cellular component (GO): plasma membrane signaling receptor complex
Molecular function (GO): zinc ion binding; thioesterase binding
Source: RefSeq, a predicted model, not a curated record
CAUCGGCAUUCAGCGCGGAGGCGAGCAGCUGUCAAAUAAAUAUUUAUCAAGAUUUUUUAAACUGAACGCUCAACAAUGAGAUACUGAAGUCGUCAACACUCAGGUUUGUAUGGCCGCAGAGGAGAGCGAGAGUUCUGGGAUCUCCAGGCAGAACUCUGAGGCCUCGAGAUCCUGGGAUCUGGACAGCCGAACACUGCGCUUCGUGAACCGGCUAGAGCAGCAGUUUAUCUGCCCGUCCUGUGGGGGCAUCGUCCUCAACCCACACCAAACGGGCUGCGGGCACAUCUUCUGUGCUCAGUGCGUGAAAGCAUACAGUGAAAAUGGGGGAAGUUCGAAAUGCCCAUUAGACAGCAUUCCUAUAAAACCCGAGGAGAUUUUCCAAGACAACUGCUGUAAAAGGGAACUGCUGAACUUGGAGGUUUUCUGCACCAACACACCAGAAUGCACGCAGAGGUUUUCUUUAUGUAACCUGCAGGAUCAUCUAAAGGCUUGUCAGCAUCAGCGAGUUCGCUGUUCACACUCCGGCUGCAGUGACAUUGUGUUACGCAAAAACCUGCUGGAGCAUCAGAGGAACGUCUGCUCCUACCGGCUGGAAACCUGCCAUUACUGCAAGCAGAACUUCCCUGUGUCUCUGAUGAUGGGCCAUCAGAAGUCUUCAUGCCCGGAAGUGGAAGUUCCAUGCUCCAACAUGUGCACGCAGAUGAUUAAAAGACAUAAGCUGCCAGCACAUGCGGAUGAGUGUCUCGAAGUGGAAACCGACUGCGUUUAUAAAAACUACGGCUGCACAGUCAGGGAUAAAAGAGGAAAAGUGCAAGUGCAUGAAAACACAGAGUUCGGUGCACAUGUCCGACUUGUCCUUGAAAGUAACACCAAACUGGAGAAACAGAUGGAGCAGCUGCAGCAGGAUAUGCUGGUCCAGCAGGGGGUGCUGAAGGACAAGAGUCUGGUGGUCAGCAGUCUGGACCGGGACGUCUCCCUCUGUGACAACACACUUACUACAUUACAGAGGUCUGUGGAGGAGCAGAGGGUGCGGAUCUGCAGUGUUCAGCGUGAACUCCGGGAUCUGAGGGGAGUUUUGGGCUCCGAGCUGAAAGAAGAGCUGCCCAGACUUCAGGCCUCGCUGGACUCCCUCCGUCAGCAGGUGGCCGUCACCGAAAGCCUCCGAGAACACCUGGGUGCAUUAGAGCAAACCUGCGAGCGUCACACUCGUCUGCUGGACAUCCACGUGGAGCAGUUGCAGUGUAACGAGCAGCGUUUGCGGCAGCUGGAGUCCUCCUCUUACGACGGGAAACUGAUCUGGAAAGUUCGAGACUACUGGCACCGUAAAGAAUCCGGGACGGUCCUCAACUCCAGUCCCUUUUACACCAGUCGCAGCGGCUACAAGCUUAGCGUCAAGGCGUAUCUGGGCGGAGACGGCUCGGGACGGGGAUCCCACAUGUCGCUGUACAUCACGAUAAUGCGUGGAGAUUUUGAUUCGCUCUUACCUUGGCCUUUCCGACAAAACAUCACAUUAACGCUGCUGGAUCAGAGCGGCACCAGAAACCACAUGAGCCGUACGUUCAUCCCUGAUGUCAACAGCGAUAGUUUUCACCGGCCGACAUCUGAUGCUAAUGUAGCCACGGGAUUCACACGAUUCAUUUCUCACAGCGAUCUGGAGAAUCCUCGCAAUGCUGUGUAUGUCCGAGACGAAACGCUGUUCAUUAAAGUAAAGGUGGACACAAGUGGGUUAGAGGAGUUGUAGAUUUACAAUAAGAGUGUCCAGACCUGCUCUUCAGGCCUUCAUACUUGGUAUACAACAAAAAUUGCUUUUCUUAAGUUGAUUUUUGUCUUGUUUCUACUCUUAAUGUCUGUUCAAAUCAAGAAGCAUUUUUUCAGAUGAGUAAAACAUAUUGGUAACACUUUAGAGUAGGUCACAGUUCAUGGUAUUAACUAUCACGACUAGCUUAAUUAACUACUAAUCAGCUGUUUAUUAAUAGUUAGUUAGGUAGAAGUUUAGGGUAGUGAUGGGUCGUUUUUGAACGAUUCGUUUAUUUUGAAUGAAUCUUUUAUGUGACUCAUUAAUGAGGAGUGCCAUUGACGAGUUUUACAGCAGUCUGCAUUUUAGGUGUAUUACGGAAGGGGAAUAUAUAAAUAAUAUACAAUCAAUAUAUAUUUUUUUAAUCGCUAAAUUUUCUAUAAAUUUCUGGGAAUUACAUCACAAAAUUAGUCAUUUUUGUGGCAAAAAUCACCAAAAAAAUCGUGAAAUAAUUGGCAGGUGAUAAGCCAGUAGAUAAUGGCAUGAAUUGUGAAUUUAAACGAAAGUGUUACUAUCAAUUGUUAUGGGAAGCAGACGGACAAGGAAGGUGAGUGAAUUAUUAACAAUGUUUAUUUGCAACACAUGAGCACAUAAGGAGAACGGAGGAGAAGUGAGUGGAGUCCGGUUGUGCGGAUGAUCCUUGGUGGCAGGCUGGAUGACUGAUACUGAGGGAGACCGAAUGCACACACCAGAGGGCUUGCGGGGAAGACAGACUGAUGACAAACACAAGGCAGACAGGACACCGGGAACACUGGACAAACUAGGAGAGACAGAGAGCAGAUAAGUACAAUAUACUGAGAUCGAAUGUUAGUGAUUACCAGGAGGUGUUCACUCAGAGUCCGCUUCGUAGGAACGAAACCGGACACUGAGUGAAGUGAGGUGUGUGCUUAUAUAGUGACUAUAAGUGAUUGGGUGCAGCUGUGUGUGGUUAAUACUCAGGUGAUGGUGAUCUUUGCGUGAUGCUGGUGGAAGAGCCUGGCCAAUCCGUGACAUCAAUGUAGUAAGGAAAAUAAUCUUGUUUUUCCUUUUGACAUAAGAUUAUUCUGCUCACACCAUUGGCUGAUUAUUUAGCUUGUUUUAAUGAAAAACUCUCUUAAUUUAGACUCAUUAUUUCUGAAAAUACGACAAUAUUUUUUGCUUGUCUAGUAAAUGCUUCUUGAUUUAAUUUUUUUUUUACAUAUUUGGAUGAAAAACAAUUAAGAAAAGCAAGAAAAGUCCAGGGGGGGACUGGUCAUAGGGUCAAUGGCCCUAUGAUUGGAACACACUCCCUCCCCCUUACAGAUCGCACAACCCAACACCCCGCCCCCACAUUGGUCCCACAUUCAUUUCAAAGGAGCGCCACCCUGUACCAAGAUGGCAGCUCUAUUGAUGCAUUCCUUACAAUAGACAACAAUAGCAUAAGCAUCAUCUAGUGCUGGGGUCACCAAUCUCAGUCCAGGAGGGCCGGUGUUCCUGCAGGGUUUAGCUCCAACUUGCCUCAACACACCUGCCUAGGUGUUUCAAGUAUACCUAAGACCUUGAUUAGCUUGUUCAGGUGUGCUUGAUUAGCGUUGGAACUAAAAUCUGCAGGACACCGGCCCUUCAGGAACAAGUUUGGUGACCCCUGAUCUAGUGUAUAUAUCUUUGAUUUAAAAUGAGCUAAAACAACAUCGUUCUUGAGGUUUUAUUGGGGACAACUUGAUUGUUUUAUAUUCAAUCCACUUAAAUUUGUGAAAAACUAAAAGGUUAACCUAAUUCCUUCAUGCUGUCCCAACACAAACCGACUGUGAGAAACCCAGCAUUUUUUACAGUGCACUAGUUCAUGGGUGCUGCAUGGGAGCUGCUGUUUAAAGGUCCCAUGAAAUUGAAAUGAAGUUUUUUAGAUGUUAUUAUCAGUAUUGUUUGUUUUGAAGAUAUCUAUAAGCGAGUGCGCUCCAAAACACUGACAAAAUGUACGUUUAGAAGCUGAUAUAAACAUUUAAAGCAGGGGUGCCACAUGGAGUAAAAUCUGUUCACAAGUGGG